GAUGUCAAGUGGCCGCCUGCCAGGUAAAUAGUCACCAGAGGAUGCUAGCUAUGCCCAUGUCACACGCGACAAAGGCACAGCAGCAAGUCCCGAAUAACCGGAGCAAAGAUGAAAGCACGCGCUUUAUCGAGGACACUCAGUUGUAGACAUCAGACUGAGAGCCUGUAGCCAUGGAUGGACAUGUGGCCAAAAACAAUGAAAGCACCUUCCCCAGCGUCUUGGAUCUCGAUGACUUUCUCACCAAGCACGACUCAAACUUCAUCUGGCUCCUCGCUGCCACCAUUCUGUCCUGUGGAUGGAUCAUCUAUUUAACUUAUUACAACUCCCGCAACAUCGGCCUCAUCCUCACCCUCAUCAUCAACAGACUGUACAAGGAUGGCUACAUUCACAUCGGCUCCUUCUCUUUCUCUGUGCUGUCAGGAAAAAUCAUGUUCAGAGAUGUCUACUUCAUCAACCAAGACAUGUCUAUCAGGAUACAGGACGGCUUCCUCAUCUUUCGUUGGUGGAAAAAGUAUAACCCAAAGCAGAAACAGCAUGACCCCAAGGCAGAGACCAGGCUUUACGUGACAGUCAACGGCUUUGAGUUUCACGUCUACAACCGCACCGACCUCUACGCCCGCCUGCAGGAGACCUUCGGACUUGACCCCACACUCAUUACGCCUAAUAAAGAUGAGGAGAGGGGACGUGAAGACGGAAGCAAGACCCUGGAAAGUGUGGACAUCAAAGCAGAGAGUCCAGAACCCACGUCGUCUUGGCGCUCCCUCAUUCCUGUCAUCAAAGUUAACAUCAGCACUGGUCGCUUGGCAUUCGGGAACCAUUACCUCCCACAGACUCUGUGUGUGAACUUUGAGGAUGCCUUCCUGACGUACGCCACCAAGCCUCCAUCCAGCCACCUGGACCAGUACAUGCACAUCGUCAAAGGCUCACUGGAAAACGUCCGCGUCAUGCUUGUUCCAAGUCCACGCUACCUGGGCUUGCAGAAUGAUGAACCUCCCAGACUAAUGGGUGAAGGCUUUGUGGUCAUGCAGUCCAAUGAUGUUGACAUCUAUUAUUACCAAGAUGAACCUGGCCUGGUCCCUGUGGAGCAGGAGAAUGUAGAGGAGGCGGAAACAUGCAGUGAGGAAGACAAGCUCCAGGAUUUGCCUCCAUGCUGGGGAUUGGAUAUUGUCUGUGGUAAAGGAACCGACUUCAACUACGGUCCUUGGGCCGAUCGCCAGAGGGACUGUCUGUGGAAGUUCUUCCUUCCUGCUGACUACCAGGCCAUGAAAGUGACAGAGGUCGCCCAGCCAGGAAAACCCAGGCAGAUUCAGGCCUUUGAGCUGCGGAUGAACAUUAUUGCUGACGCCACCAUCGAUCUGCUUUUUACCAAAAAUAGGGAAACCAAUGCCAUCCAUGUGAAUGUAGGUGCUGGCUCCUAUUUGGAAGUCAACAUUCCCAUGACUGUAGGAGAGAACGGCUACUCUCCCACCAUCAAAGGUCAGCUGCUUCAUGUGGAUGCCACCAGCAGCAUGCUGUACAGGACUCUCCUGGAAGCUGAGAUGUUAGCGUUCCAUGUGAUAGCAAGUUAUCCUCGGGUGUGGAACAUGCCUCAGUCGUGGCAAUGUGAGAUCGAGGUUUACAAGGCCACUUACCACUUCAUCUACGCUCAGAAAAACUUCUUCACUGAUCUGAUCCAGGACUGGGCGAGUGACAGUGCCCCAGACAUCUACUCCUUUGUGCCCUAUUCCUGGAAAUUCAAAGUCCUCUUCCACCAGUUUGAGAUGAUCUGGGCAGCAAACCAGCACAACUGGAUUGACUGUUCCACCAAACAGCAGGAGAAUGUUUACCUGGCAGCGUGUGGGGAGACGCUCAAUAUAGACUUCACUUUGCCUUUCAAUGAGUUUGUUCCAACCACCUGCCAUACCCGCUUCAGCUUGAAGGCAGAGGAUACAGACAUGCGACUGUCCCUGCCCGAGUGCCACCCAAGUCGCUACCCUCUUCUCACCCUGGCCAAAGACUACCAGAACAUCAAGCUGCCACCAGACAUGUUCAUGCCUGGGGAGAAUCAAAGUGCUCCACCUCCCAAACCCAGCAAGCCACGCUGGAGGAACAUCACCCACGCUGAAGCUGGCUGGGUGGAUUGUUGGAGUGUCCCCAACUUCAUGCUCAUCAUCGACUACACCUGGCAUCCCAUCUAUCCCCAGAAGGCUGAUGAGCAACUCAAGCAGUCAUUGUCUGAGAUGGAGGAAUCCAUGCUGUCAGCUCUGCGCCCUCCUGAACACACGUCGGUACCCCACAAUGCCCCGCCUCGCUUCAACACGUCAUCUUCAGCUGCUCACGGCCGGCUGCCCACUGACCCCUCUGAACUGCCCCCUGACAGACUUCAUGUGGAGAUGGAAAUGUCACCAGAUUCUCAAAUCAUUCUCUAUGGGCCUCUGCUCAGGGCACUGAUUUCCAUCAAGGAGAACUAUUUUGGUGAGGAUGACAUGUACACAGACUUUGAGGAGGUGGUGAGCAGCCCCGUCUUAUCCACCUCGACCUCCUCGGGCCUCGGCUGGUCUCCUCUGGGCAUGGAGGGUGGCGAGUGUAAAGAAACCUCAGACCUCCAUCCUCUGGACCUGCGACCCUGGGACAUCACUGUGCUCAUCAACCUCUACAAAGUCCAUGGCCGCCUGCCAAUUCACUGCAGCAGCGAGGGUCCCGAAGGUCCGUCCGGCUUCUUGGAGAGACUGUGCUUCGAGAUGAAAAAGGGUUACAAGGAGACGAUGCUUCAGCUGCUCCUGUCUCCCAUUCACAUCUUUGCCAGUGACAACUACCAGCGUCCCACAGCAGACGGGGUCUUGAGGGAUGGUCACCUUAGUCUGUCUGGACUGCAGAUGAGGGCCCACGCCAUGUUCUCUGCUCAGGGUCUUCCUCUGGGCAGUGACACUCUGGAGUACGCUUGGCUCAUUGACAUGCAGGCUGGAGGGCUCACCGGCAGGGUCACUGUUCCACAGGUGGCGAGUAUGAUCGAGUGGGGCGAAACCUUUGUUUUCCACGUUGUUUCGCGGGAGUUUCAACUAGAACAGCCCAAGCCCUCCGUCCUCUGCCAGCACGGUGCUGACCGUCGUAUCUGUGAUGCCAAGAUGAGCUGCCUGCCAGGUCACUGUCGCACAUCAGAGGAGCUGAAGUACACCAUGACACGACUGGCUGUAGAUGCCGUUGACCUCUUCGUUGUUGAGCACGGCUGUGCUGCCAGUGUCAAAACGGGCGUUAUUCAUGUCGCCAACUGCAAUCUGCACAACCAGGCAGUGGGAGAGGGCAUCAGUGCUGUGGUGCAGGACGUAAACAUCCGACAGUACAUCGAACAGCAGCAGCACAGUGACGCGACCAGGCUGCAGCCUGCCGGACAGGGUCAAGGUCCGGGGCAGCCGCUUGGUCUCGGUCAGCCACCUUUGCUGCGACGCUCUGUCUGGCUGGAGGCAGGUUCAGUCAACCUGAACCUCAUCACAGCAGACGUUGCCUUGGCUGCCGACCACCCAGCCAAAUGUGAAGUCCAGAGGCAUUUUCUGGAACUACACGAUGCCCAGAGCAAAAGACUCUGGUUCCUCUGGCCAGAAGAAGCUGGCAUUCGCAACAAGCGCAACAGGAACCGCUGCGGCUGCCUCGGAGGCUGCAGGUUCUUUGGAGGCACCAACUUCGGCUUGGAUUUCUUCAGGCUCGAAGAGCUGACACCGUCAUCCUCAUCUGCAUUCUCCUCCUCCAGCUCUGACUCAGACAUGUGUUAUGGUCAGUCCUUGUUGCAGCCUGGGGAGUGGAUCAUCACAAAAGAGACACCCAAAGUGGAUGGGAGGGUUGUUGGUGUGAAAACAGACACGCACUCACCAUGCCUGCCCCCUGAGCUGCCUGAGAGGAGGGCUCAGCAGCACCUUAGUCUCCAGGUGCCCCAGCGCUCCCACAGCUCUGCCUCCUCAUCUGAAGAAAACAGUUCAUCCAGUGCUGCGCUGCCCCUGCUGGCUGGAGAGAGGGACACUCCCUCACCGAGCACAGAGGAGCGCACGUUUCCCAUGAACAGCAAAAGCCCCGCUGACACCUUAGGAGAAGUCCCAGAAGGCUCCCCAGUCUCACCCAACAGUUCCCAGGACCGCUCCUCGGUGCGCUCACCCCUCUGCUCCCCCCUGAAACGCCAGUCCUCUGUACACUCCGGUCGACUGGGCAGCACCAAGAGCCUCUCGGCGGCCGUCUUCACCGACAAGCCUCCUCCAGUGUUGUCAGGAGGCGUCCAGUUCAGCAGCGAGGUGUCGCGCAGUGAUGAAAACGUCCUGGAUUCACCUCGUCAGCGCAGAAGCUACGGCUCCUUUCCCUUCACACCCUCAGCAGACUCCAACACUUUCCAUCAGUAUCGCUCUGCUGACUCCAGCAUGUCCGUGGCUGACAGUGAGGCCUACUUCUCCGCCACUGAAGACUUUGAGCCAAUCAGCAGCGCUGAUGAGGGUCCGGGGACGUACCCGGGCCGCAAGAAGAAGAGGAGGCAACAGAUGCAGCAGCCUCAGCAGCCCCCGUAUCACAUGGAGAACUACAGUCGGAGCUCCAUCUACCACAGUGUUGAGGGACCUCUCACCUACGUUCUCAAUGGGGAGUUGAUCACUGAGCCCCGUCCCCUGCCUCUGCUGCCCACACUGCCCCCUCUCCCGCCCCACCCCCUGCCCAGCCACACAUCCCAAGCCUCUUUCGUCUCCGCUCUGGCCAUGGAGGAGGAGAGCUCAGUGGAGGCGGAGAAGACGGCUGAACCCGGACCGGUCACCCGACAGCCUCACGUCAUGGCGUGCUACCAGAGCUACCUAGCUCAGUACCAUGUCUCAAAUUGGUCGGUCAAGCAGCCCACUAAUAAGAGGACCUCCAAGUCUUCACUGCACCGCCCAUUAGAUCUGGACACGCCCACCAGUGAGGAGAGCUCCGCCUCCUUUGACCAGCUCUCUGUGCCCACCUUUAAGGUGGUGAAGCAGGGCCUUUCAGCCAGUUCUCUGCUCGACAGAGGAGUUCAGGUCAUAGGAGAAACCAACAGUGCUCCGUACACUCCCCUGGAUAAGAGAGCCAUGGAGAACACCGACGAGGACACGACGACAGAAGACUGGAGUCUGGAGCAGCCUUUAGCUCAGACCAGAACCACUGCCAUUGUGGAGGUGAAGGGAGCCAUCAAUGUGGUGCUCACGCCCCUUGUGGCUGAAUCCCUGGACAGGUACAUCGAGUCCAUGGUUCACUUUGCCAGCGUUCGACACCCAGCAACCAUUCUGGACGACCUGCACGGGAAAGUCCUCAAUGAAGCCUAUCAGAUCAGCAAGUCCACAGUCACAGAGUCUAGCCAAACCGGCAAGCAGGAGCACAAGCUGUCCAAGACAGAGGGCACGACCCCUGGCUCCAUCAACAUCCCCCAUGGGCAGACAGACUUGUCCAUCAAACCAGAUAAUGUGAAAAUCAAGGGCCUUCAAGCCAACGUUUCCAUCCCCAAGGUGAACCUCUGCCUCCUGCAGGCUUCUGUCGAGGAGGGGUCACCGUCCUGCUCCACUAAGUGUGUCACACACGUGUCACUUGUGGCGCUUUGCUUCGAAAGGAUUGCUACUCAAUUCAGAAUGAACAGGGGAAUUGUCGAAGAGACCCCCAACACCACAGAACAUGGCCGACCCUCUGUCAUGUUGGAGAAAUAUGCCUCGGCCACCAAGAUGCAGCCUCAGUCAUCUGGCUCUCUGCGCUCCAACGCCGGCAUCGAGAAAGGCAAAGAGAUCGCCGCCAGGCUCAACGUCCACCGUAUCCACAGUCAGCUUCGAGGCCUGGACACCACAGACAUUGGCACAUGUGCCAUCACAGCCAUCCCCUUUGAGAAGUCCAAAGUACUGUUUGGCCUGGAGGAAAUGGAUGAUUUCGCAAUGGUCGAUGAGACGGAUACGCAGGCCAGCUCAGGGGAUCUGAGCCGGUCUUCGUCUCUUGAGAAAUGGGGCUGGAUCAUGUUCGAAUGUGGCAUCGAGAACCUCACAGUCAAAGGGGGACGCCAGUCAGGAGCCAUUCUUUACAAUGCAUUUGGUGUGAUGGGCCAAUCAGACACUGUUGGGAAGACGGGAAUAUCGAAGUCCAAUGGUUCGACAGGCUCGCAGACAGGAAGUGGUUACAGCACUGAUGUCUCUGAUGACAACCUCACCCAUGAUCCUCUGAGCCCUGCUUCUGAUCUCAAUGAACACUCGGACUCAGACGACCAAGAUGAAGGGGUGGAGUCAGAUGACCUGAAGAAAGACCUCCCCCUCAUGCCCCCACCACCUGACUCCAGCAGCAUGAAGUUGACCAUCAGAGAGAUCUGGUUCAGUUUUGCUGCUCCCACUAACGUGCGUUCACCGUCACAGGCCAUCUCCAGGCAGUUGAACCUGCUCAGCACAGCCACACCUGCCAUUGGAGCUUGGUUGGUUCCUAUCGAUCAGCUGAAAUCUUCUCUACGCAAGCUGGACAUGGAGGGCACGCUGCGCGUCUGUGCUGUUAUGGGCUGCAUCAUGACAGAGGCUCUGGAGAAAAAGAGCAUUCACAUCCCGAUCCGGAGCAAGUACAACCGUGUGACAAAACGAGCUCGCUACCUACAUGAGAAUCCCUCCUGUAUGCUUUGUAAUAUUCUGCACCGCUAUCUGCAACAGGCUGACUAUUCUGUCAUCGAGGAGGCCACCAUGAAUGACGGAGUCCCAGCCCUUGUGACUCUAAAGAAAGGCCUGGUGGCUUUGGCCCGACAGUGGAUGAAAUUCAUUGUGGUAACUCAGGGCUUCAAGGCCAUCGGUCUGAUUAGGCCCAAUAAUCUGCCCAAACCCAAAGACCCUCAUCAGAGCCUGAGGGACCCAGUACUGGGCCUGGACAACGGAGCUGCACUGCAGAGUGACACCAGCGCUGACGGAGCUGAAUUUGAAUAUGACGCAGCCACAGUGAGUGAACACACCAUGUUGCUGGAGGGAGCUUGCAGUCGUCCCCCACCUAAAGAAGCCAACUCUGGUCCUGUCAGCGGCGUGGAGAUCAUGAGGAAACUCUCCAAGUCCCACACGCACAGCGAGUCUGCACUCAGGAUUAAGGGCUCCCAUCCAUACCAGUCACUAAGCUACACCAGUGGCGACACAGCGGCUGACUCACCUGCCCACGUGAGCCGUGCAGGUCUGCCAGUGAAGGACAGCCCCAGGAAGGAGAGUCUCCUGAGCAACCUGACGGGCAGCUUUCGUAGUCUGCACAACCUGCUGGAGGGAACGCCUCAGAGGAGCGAACCGUCUGCUGCUGCUGCUGCUGCUGCUGCUGCUACUGCUGCUGCAGCCAAGAGCAGCUCCCUCACUCACACAGGGACAGAGAUGUUAACAGAGCACCCGCUGCUGUCGGAGCCCUCCUCCGUCAGUUUCUAUAACUGGAUGUCCAAUGCUGUGGGCAACAGGACAGGAGCUGGAAACCAGGAGUCUCCGGUCAACCAAUCCCAGCACAACAGCCUGCAGACAGACCCACUGGAGUCUCCCGACAGUUACUGCCUUUAUCAACCUCUGGCUACAACCAGCACAGGAGGAGGUGGGACGUGUAACCUGCCCACAAUUCCCUCAGCUUCAGACUUUAACACAGUGCUGUCCAGUGACCAGAACACCCUGGACGGGACCCACUCCCAGCACAGCACGAGCCAGGAUGACAUCGCCGACAUUGAGGAGGGCAACCAGUGUCCGGCUGCUGUUCAACUGGCUGAUGCUCAGGUUGUUUUCAAACCUUUGCUGAGCUACACAGGCAUCCAGGCUCAAGACACCACUCCACUUAGUUACAGGAUGUAUUUUGGAGAGCACCUGUCUUUUUCUGGUAACCUUGAGUGUCUAAGAGCAGACAUCGUCGACUCUGACACCGCCAAGGAGCGCAAAAACAAAAGAUCCAAGAGACAAGGCAUGGUGAACCUCCCUCCACUGGAGUUCAAGCCAGCGCUGCUGAUCGAGACCUUCAGCUUGAACGCGGUGGUGAUGGAGAAGUCGACCAGUGCUCCACAGGGCCCCACUGCAGUGCCGCUCUCCUUCCACGACCUCAGCCGCCGCCAUUACAACACGUUCCACUGUGAUUUCACCACAGCCUGCCAGGCCAUCAGCCAGCGUGUGGACAUGGCCCUGGUUCGCCUCAUCCACCAGUUCAGCACUAUGAUCGAUGACAUCAAGGCCACGCAGACUGACAUCAAGCUGAGUCGCUACACUGCUGGCUCAGCUUCCCCGACACCCACCUUCAAGGCUCGGCCGUACCGCCACUUCAGGUCGUCAGAUUUCAGCCGCAGCUCCAGGGGAAGCCUGAACGGCGGCCGCAGUGCUACUCAGACUCUGAAGAGCAAGAGAGGUGCAGUGGGAGCAGGAGCAGGAGUUUCUGGGGGAUUGCCAUCAAACGGACCUCCUUCAGGCAUGGACACGCUCGGGAGGAGGGAGCCCCGAGGACGCAGCUCCCUCGGACGCUCAGAGCGUCGCACCUCCAAGGUGUCGAGGAAAGGCUCUCGAGACGUGGCGGACCACAUGGCGAUCCAGAUGGAUGACUCUGACUCCAUCACAGUGUCGGAGCAGAGUGAGCCGUCAGCAGAAUGUUGGCAGAACAUGUACAAGCUUCUUAAUUUCUACUCUCUCAUCUCCGAUCCCACUGGCAUCCUGGAGAAAAGCUCCCCGGAGAACUGCCUUUCAGAAGGUGGACUUCGGCCCUCGGAGCCUCUGUGCAAAGUGAUCUUUGAGAAUGAGCAGCAGGAACCCACCACGCCCAACAAACCCCUGAGUUCAGGCGGAAGGCGGCGCAGCCUGGUGAACUCCGAGCCACAGCACGUCACGCUCAUUGUGUUCGGCAUCGGCAUGGUGAACCGCACUCAUCUGGAGGCUGACAUCGGCGGCCUGACCAUGGAGGCCGAGCUCAAGAAGAUCCAUGGAAGUUUCACUCUGAAGGAGAAGAUGAAAGAUAUCCUGCACCAGAAAAUGACUGAGACAUGUGCGUCAGCUCAUAUUGGAGGGGUGAACAUUGUCCUCCUGGAGGGAAUAACGCCCGAUAUCCAGCUGGAGGAUUUCCCAACAUCUCCCACCAGCACAGCUAAACAAGAGUUUCUAACUGUGGUCAAAUGCAACAUCGCAAAGUCCCAGGCGUUGUACAGUGCCCAACGUGGACUGAAGACCAAUAAUGCCGCUGUCUUCAAAGUCGGAGCCAUCAUUAUCAACAUCCCCCAACACCCGGCUACUUUACAUGGCAUGAUGGUCCGCAGCUCCCACCAGCUCUCCAAACAGAUCUCUGACCUCAUUCGCCAACCCUCCAACAUUCAGCCUCCGAACAGAGAGGACACCCCCACCCCACAGCCCUCCGACAAAGCGUCCAGCAUCAAUCAGACUCCCGUAGAGGCCAACGAGUUCCCGCAGCUUCCCGAAGGCCUGGAGAAGAAGCCCAUUGUCCUGAAGUUCAGUGCCAUGAUGGAUGGCAUCACCAUUGGGGCUGCUCUUCUGCCCUCACUGAAGGCUGAAUAUAAAAUGGGUCGAAUGAAGAGUCAUGGCAUGACAGGGGCACAAACCAGUUUCACCUUUGAGUUGCCAAACCACAAGCUUUGCUUCCAGUCCAAAGUGUCUCCAGUGGACAUGUCUGCCAUGCCACCAUCAGCCAGCCUCACCCUGCCUCCAGUCACCAUGUCAGGAGAGUAUAUCAUGGAGGAGCACGAGAGCCACUCGGACCAGGGCUGGGGACAGGACGACUUCCCUGCCAAGCAAGGCAACUACCUGCAAGGCAACUACCUGCGCUGUGUGGCUGAGAUUGGUUCAUUUGAGCACAACCUGACCACAGACCUGCUCAACCACCUGGUCUUUCUGCAGAAGGUUUUCAUGAAGGAGGUCAAUGAAGUUAUUCAGAAGGUGUCAGGAGGAGAACAACCCAUUCCACUUUGGAACGAGCAUGACACCUCAACUGAUGCAGACAAGCCAAAAAUCCUGCUUUAUUCACUCAGCCUCAUGUUCAAGGGAAUCCAGAUGACAGCAACGACUCCCUCUAUGCGAGCUGUGCGCUUUGAGACGGGCCUGAUAGAACUGGAGCUCUCCAACAGGAUCCAGUGCAAGGCGCAGCCCGGCAGCAGCAGUUACCUCAAACUGUUUGGCAAAUGUCAAGUUGACCUCCACCUGGCCCUCGGACAGAUCGUCAAACACCAGGUGUACGAAGAAGCUGGCUCAGACUUCCACCAGGUGGCAUACUUCCGAACUCGGAUUGGUCUCCGGAAUGCUCUGCAGGAGGAGAUCAGUGGCUCCUCAGACAAAGAGGCUGUCCUCAUCACGCUCAACAGACCAAUUGUUUUUGCCCAACCGGUGGCUUUUGACAGAGCUGUUCUCUUUUGGCUAAAUUACAAGGCAGCGUAUGAUAACUGGAACGAGCAGCGCUUGGCCCUCAACAAGGACAUCCACGUGGCUACUAAAGAGGUGGUGGACAAACUACCGGGCAUCCAGCAGACCUCAGCUCAGGCCUUCAGCACACUUUUCCUGCAACUGACUGUCGACGACCUGGGCAUCUGCCUGCCAAUCACCAGCACAUCACAGAGAGGACAAGCACCAGCUACGGAGGGCACCAACUCUGAAGCUGGGGCCAGCACAUCAGUAGGCCGCCAUAAAAAUGCAAGAAAAGCCAAUCACAGCAUAGACUUUGACACCGGCUCAGCUCUGGUCCUGACCAUUGAGAGCACGCUGAUCACAGCCUGCUCCUCUGAGUCGCUGGUGAGCAAAGGUCACUUCAAGAACUUCUGCAUCCGCUUCGCUGAGGGCUUCGAGACGACCUGGGACGACUGGAAGCCUGAAAUCCGAGGGGAUUUGGUCAUGAACGCAUGUGUAGUCCCUGAUGGUACAUAUGAAGUGUGCUCCAGGACUACAGGGCAAGCCUCCGCAGAGAGCAGUAGUGCCGGCACCUGGACUCUCAAUGUGCUUUGGAAAAUGUGUGGCAUUGACGUCCACAUGGAUCCCAACAUCGGCAAACGCCUCAACGCUCUUGGCAACACCCUGACGUCACUGACGGGCGAGGAGGACGUAGACGAUAUCGCCGACCUCAACUCUGUCAACAUGGAGGACCUUUCAGACGAAGACGAGGCCGACACCAUGUCGCCCACCAUCCACAUGAGUCCAGAGUGCCAGUUCAGCCCUCGGCUGACCUUAAAGAAGCGCCUGGUAAACCACAUCCUGGGCCUCAGCCCCAGGCCUCAGAGUGUGUCUGUCCCACCCGACUGCUCAAACUGCCCCUCGCCUGGCCCGCGAGCGGGCAGUGCCAGAGCCCAAAGACCGGUCUCCUGGGCCUGUGAGACCAUUGACCCCAGAAGGCAAGUCUUGAUGGGGAACCAGGUGAUUGAUGCCAGAGGGAGGAAAUUCACCAAGAGGGUGGUGGACAUCAGAGAGCUGAACGAGCAGGCCAAGGUCAUCGAUGACCUCAAGAAGUUGGGGGCCAGUGAAGGCACCAUCAACCAGGAGAUCCAGCGCUAUCAGCAGCUGGAGUCAGUCGCCGUCAACGACAUCAGAAGAGACGUGAGAAAGAAACUGCGUCGCUCCAGCAUGAGGGCGGCCUCUCUAAAGGAUAAGUGGGGUCUUGGCUACAAACCAAGCUAUAACCGCUCUAAAAGCAUCUCGGCACCCACAGGCAGGCCACCUCUUAAAAGGAUGGACAGACAAAGUUCCAGAUUGGGGGAUGUGGAUGAUUUACCAGAUGUCCGUGUGGUUGCUUCUUCUCCUGGCCCCCGGGUCACCUUCAACAUCCAGGACACGCUAAAUAAUCAGGCCCUGGACUCUGCACAUGCACCUCUCAGUCCAGGAGAGAUAUUCAAGUUUCCUGAGGAGACACAGGCGGACCUGUUGUCAGCCUACACUGACGACCCAUCUCAUCCUCAUCAUCAAUUUCAUCCUCAUUCUCCAUCCGUUGUUGAGGGCCAACACUCCGAUUUCAGUGCCCCUUGCACCCCUGCUGUCUUCUCACCCGCACUUCCCUUCCAGCACGAUGACAUGAGGCGCGAUGACUUAUCCUCGUCUUCCUCUGAAGACUCGGAGAAGGAGGAUGACUUUGAACGCGAGAGACCACUGAGCUACAGAAGGCCUUUCCAAAUGUCUCACAAAAAGCCCUCAGGCUUCUCUGCUGUGAGUCAGCUGUUCAGUGAGCGCUGGCCAAGCACACCUGCCAGCCGCAGCUUCAGUGGCCCCGGUACUGAAAGAAACAUCGACUUUGAGUUGGACAUCCGCGUGGAGAUCGACAGUGGGAAGUGUGUCCUUCACCCCACUACUCAGCAACCUGAGCAUGAGGACGUUUCUUUAAGGAGGAGCUGUGAGCGCAGCCUCAAGAGUCUCGAUCAGGAAUCUCCCCCCAAGAAGAAGAAGCUGCAGCCCACCUACACCUCCACCACUCAUCUCUUAGCUGGGAAGAAAUGUCCCUUCUCCCUGCAGACCAAAUCUAAUGACAUGGAAACCACAGUCUUCUACAUUCCAGGAGUAGAUGUUAAGUUGCACUACAACUCCAAGACCCUGAAGACAGAGUCUCCCAAUGCCUCGCGUGGAUCGUCGCUCCCCCGCACGCUCUCCAAAGAGUCGAAGCUGUAUGGUAUGAAAGAUAGUGGCCCUCCCAAUCCUCCCAAUGCUGUCCAAAGCAAGACUAACUCGCUCCUACCUCCCCCACCCCCACCUAUUCCAUCAGCCAAAGGUAAGGGCAGCGGAGGGGUAAAGACAGCCAAGCUGUAUGCCUGGGUGGCACUACAGACUCUGCCUGAGGAAAUGGUCAUCAGCCCCUGUCUGCUGGACUUCCUGGAAAAAGCACUGGAGACCAUUCCUAUCACUCCUGUGGAGAGGAGCUAUGCAGCUGUAGCCUCCCAGGAAGAGGACAUGGGUCAGUUUGAUGCAGUGGAGCAGCUGGAGGAAUCCACCACCUCCCUGGUUUCCUCUUCUACAUCAGCCUACUCCUCCUUCCCUGUGGACGUGGUUGUCUAUGUCAGAGUCCAGCCGUCUCAGAUCCGUUUCAGCUGCCUGCCCAUGUCCAGGGUGGAAUGUAUGCUUAAACUGCCUUCUUUAGACCUCGUCUUCUCCUCUAACCGUGGUGAACUGGAGACUCCACCAUUAGCCCACCCCACUGAAGGUUCACAGCCGCCUUCCUCCACCCCACCGGGGCAGCAUGUCCCCAAAAUUCCACCCAGCAAAGCGUCUCCAUUGCUGGGGAGCCCUCUGGGCAGGAGCCGCCACAGCAGCAGCCAGUCCGACCUCACCGGUCCCCCGAGUAACUCCUCGGGCCUCAGCUUUACUGCCUGCAUGUCUGACUUCUCCCUCUUCGUCUUUCACCCCUAUGGUGCCGGAAAGCAGAAGUCUGCAGUCACAGGGUUGCCCCCAGGCCCAGGGCCCUUAGGUACAGUUGAUGAGGAGCCGUCCUCUGUAACCGGCAGAAAAGACUCUCUGAGUAUCAACCUGGAGUUUGUAAAGGUCAGCUUAUCCAGGAUGAGGCGAACCGGAGGCCCCACGUUCAUCGAAAACUUCAUUCCUGCCAAAGGCGGCAAAAUAGACACCACCCUUAUCAACAUCUCAGCUGUGUGUGAUAUUGGCUCGGCUUCCUUCAAGUACGACAUGAGACGACUGAGUGAGAUCCUGGCCUUCCCCAGAGCCUGGUACCGGCGAAGUAUUGCCAGACGCCUUUUCCUUGGAGACCAGACAAUCAACCUGCCAGCCUCUGGCCCGGCCACACCCGACUCCGCCGAGAACGUCGCCCAGCAUCUGUCCCCGGAGUCCAGCCGCAAAGCUUACUGGAGGACGUGGGACGGCAGCACUGGGACGCAGCAUAUCCCCCAGUCCCCCAACGUCUUUUCAGAUCAUUCCAGUGGAAUCAACAUGUCCCCAGGCGGCCUGGGCCACCUCAAGUCCCCCACUCCUGGUCGCACACGAAGCGUGUCUGAUUCCUCCGCUCCCAGGAGAGAUUCUGUGACAAAAACAUCCACUCCGUCCUUCAGUAAAAACGGUAAAGCAGCAGGCCAACAGGGGGCGCCGUGGGAGACAUUGGUGGUGUUUGCCAUCAACUUGAAACAACUCACUGUUCAAAUGAACAUGAGCAACGUGAUGGGAAACAACACCUGGACGACCAGCGGGCUCAAGAGUCAGGGCCGACUCUCUGUUGGCAGCAACCGAGACCGGGAAAUCAGCAUGUCCGUCGGCCUCGGACGCUCCAAGCUCGACUCCAAGGGCGGGGUGGUGGGUGGCAAUAUAGACGUGAACACCCUGGAGAUGGUCUCCCACAUCUCAGAACACCCAAACCAGCAACCCAGCCAUAAGAUCCAGAUCACCAUGGGCUCGACAGAGGCGCGGGUGGACUACAUGGGCUCCAGUAUCCUGAUGGGAGUGUUCAGUAACGCCGACCUGCAGCUGCAGGACGAGUGGAAGGUCAACCUGUGCGCUGUCGACACCAGCCUCUCAGAGAAGAGUGAGAUCUUUGUCCAUGGAGACUUGCAGUGGGACAUUUUCCAGGUGAUCAUUUCACGCUCUACCACACCAGACCUCAUCAAGAUCGGCAUGAAGCUGCAAGAGUUUUUCACUCAGCAGUUCGACACCAGCAAGCGAGCCCUUUCCACCUGGGGCCCCGGGCCCUACCUGCCCCCUAAAACCCCUGUCAUCAACACUGAGAAAGGAGCUGCCGAGCUGUACAUGGAUGCGGCCCAUCACCGUCACUGGCCCGGAGUGCUGAAGGUAAUCGCCGGCUGCCACAUCUCCCUCUUCCAGAUGCCUCUGCCUGAGGACGCUGUGCAGUUGGGCGGUUCGAUGAGCCUCCACGGCAAUCACAUGACCCUGGCCUGUUUCCACGGCCCAAACUUCCGCUCCAAAUCAUGGGCUCUGUUCCACCUGGAGGAGCCGAACAUUGCCUUCUGGACCGAGGCUCAGAAGAUCUGGGAGGAUGGCUCGGAGGAGGUUUCUACCUACAUUGUUCAGAGACUGGAUUUCCAUCUUGGUCACAACACUAUGGUCACAAAACCAUGUGGUGCACUCGAGAGCCCGAUGGCCACCAUCACCAAAAUAACCCGCAGACGACAUGAAAACCCUCCGCCGGGUGUAGCUACUGUAAAAGAAUGGUUCAACUAUGUUACUGCCAUGAGGAACGAAGAGCUGAACUUGCUCAGGAACGUGGAAGCCAACAACCAAGAGAGCGGAGUGGCUGCCAAAAGCUCCAGCCUGCUGAGCAGCUUCCGCAGUUCCUCCAGCUACAACCACGAGACAGAGACUAUAUUUGCCCUUCCCAGAAUGCAACUGGACUUUAAGUCCACCCAUGUCCAAGAUCCAGAUGAACCUUCUCUUACAGACUCCAACAGCAAACCCAAGGUGGAGUGCAGUGUUGUGACAGAAUUCACCGACCACAUCUGUGUCACUAUGGACGCUGAGCUCAUCAUGUUCCUCCAUGACCUGGUGUCAGCUUACCUGAAGGAGAAAGAGAAAGCCCUCUUUGCCCCACGGAUGUUUGCCACUCGACCGGGCCAGAAGAGCCCCACGGCAGUGCACGACGACAGCGCCACAGACAAGGACAAGGAUGAAGGCAUCAACUACACCACAGUGGACUGGAGAGAGUUCCUGUGCAACACCUGGCACUUGGAACCCACUCUCAGACUCAUCUCCUGGACCGGGCGUAAGAUUGACCCAGUGGGUGUGGACUACAUCCUGCAGAAGCUUGGCUUCCACCAUGCCAGGACUACAAUUCCCAAGUGGCUGCAGAGAGGAGUCAUGGACCCGCUGGACAAGGUGCUGUCCGUGCUCAUCAAGAAGCUGGGCACGGCCCUGCAGGACGAGAAGGAGAGGAGGGGCCGCGACAAAGAGGAGCACUGAGGAAACGCUCCGUAUAACCACUGAACUCAAAGCUGUGCACACUGUACAUUCACACUGUACAUUCACACUGUACAUUCACACUGUACAUUCACUGGAAUACAACACACCAACAAAAACAAGCCCAUUUGAACUGCUCCACCCUGUGAAUUUCAGUAGACUUGUUUACUGUGGUGCAUGCCACCAGUGACUCCAGCUGAAGCACUUUGCACCCGUCAUUUUUCUGUAUAUUUUGAACAAAGUAGCAAAUGUUAGUAUUGUUUGACGGCUUUAAUGGUUACAAAAACACCUGCCUCUUUUACCUGUUGUACAUGACCUUACUGAAAUCGCUUGAAAGUUUAUUUAAAGGCUUACCAAUAUUUCAUGAGAAAUGAUUUCUUAAACCAUUGCCUUUUCUUUGUUUCCCAUGGAACACAUGGUAGAUUAUGCUUGAUGUACUUUUACAGUGUGUGGGUUUUUUUAGGAGAAUCUCUUGGCAUGAAUGAAAUUUAAUCAUCAUAAUUAUGUUUUCUUCAGUGAGACUAAAAGCUCUUUAAAUCUAAUCAUGUUUCUACAGAAGCCUGGAACAGACAAACUACUGACUGUAGACGGGGAUUUUUGUGUUUUCACUUUUACUGAACGCCACACACUUUGGUGAGAUGAGGGUUAAUCAUGUGACGAGCUGCCACCAAAUCUCCCACACACACUGGCCCUUUAACACCUGGAGAACAGUGUGUUGACAGGAUUUUUUUUAAAUUUUAUUUAAUUACAUUUUUUGAGGUGAACAAAUAAAUACAGGGAGGUUUGAGAUCAUGACGUUGACAUGAACUUGUAAUCGCUUGGUGCGUCAAGCUUAUUUUUGUCUUUUUUUAAUCCAUACAGUAGAACCAAUGUAUAUAAUUGAAUUUCUUAAAUGUGUUGAUUUCCUAACUUAAUAAAAAAAAACAAUAAUUGUCA
Solea senegalensis (Senegalese sole) is the source of this 16727-nucleotide messenger RNA. RefSeq names its product KIAA1109 ortholog. Gene Ontology annotation, biological process: synaptic vesicle endocytosis. The coding region runs from base 171 to 15794 and encodes 5207 amino acids. NCBI's taxonomy places the organism in Eukaryota, Metazoa, Chordata, Actinopteri, Pleuronectiformes, Soleidae. The record is from RefSeq and is a predicted model, not a curated record. The transcript has 92 exons.